AGACAGCCACCCAUCGCCCUCCUCCUGCAACUAUAACCCGUCCUACUGUAACACAAAGCAACACAAGUGGCGUUGUUGCAGCAACAGAAUUACCCCACGCACCGCACUGCAAGAAUACAAAUUUGUAGAAACAUGAUUGCAGCUGUUCUGCUGCUGUGUGCUGUCAGAGCGUUGUGUUCUAAUGAUGUCUGUGUAUCCAGUCAUGAGGCAGCAUGUUUUCGUCCAGCUGAUUAUCUGAAUUAUCUGAAUGCAUCUGAUCCCGUCAGCAAAGAGCUGACUGUUGGUGAGAAACUCAUCAUCUCUCUGGAGGACCUCUCUGAAUCUCUCGUCUGCUACUGGAUGAGAGGAGGAGACAGACUAAUGACAACAGAAGGAAAUCAGUUAAUGGUCACACCACCGCUUUCAGAGACAGACUCAGGGGAGUACACGCUGACCUGUCAAUCCAGAAAUGACACCUUGUUCUCCGUGACUGUGAUUCUUCAUGUAGUAAUGAAACGUCCCACAAAACCACAGCUGAUGCUCGAUGGCGUUGACCGCCCAAAGACUUCCCCCCUUUUUAAAUGCAUCUCUGAGGGCUCUCCACAUCCUACAAUUGAAUGGAAUUUGGGAAACUAUGGAGGUGCGAAUAAGACAAGCAAUGGAAGGACAGAGAGCACAAUAACAAGCAGUGAUUUUGAUAAAACAGGAAUGAUGUGCUGUGCAACCAAUGCUGAAGGACAAGAGUGCUCCCAAAUGUAUGACUACGACUUAGAGAGGAACUUAAUGAACAAAGAUGAGGUAUCUAAUGUCACCCUGGGCAAAGGGCAGUCUCUGCUGCUUCGCUGCAGAAUGACAUGGAAGAGUCCACCAUCACCUGUGUGGGAGAAAGGAGGAGAAGUUCUCGAUGCCAGCAUAUUAUCAUGUAAACCGGAGAAGGAGGAGAUGUGCAUUAAAAAUGACAGACAUCAGGGCAGUCGGAUGGCCUACCUGUCCAUCAGAUCACUUAGAGAGGAGCACAGCGGCACAUACACCUGCAAGGGUCCAAAUAAAAACCAAACAUCUGUUUAUGUUCAUGUCUUGGUUAAAGGUUUCCUCUCUGCUCAGCUGGAUGAGCACAAGAUCAUACCAGCUCAGCUGGCAUCCAGCACCUGCUUGCAGGCCAGUGUUUCCUACAACCCUGUUCUCCAGCACUGUUCCUGGGAGACUCCUGACAAAAAUAUGAUUAGAUGUGUCAGGGAGACAGGUGUAACACAGCACAGGACUGUGAAGCUUUGUGAUGGACUCAUAUCAGGAGAUUACAAGUUACACCUGGAGGCUGGAGGACAAAAGGAAACAAAGAACAUAUCAGUGUGUGUUGUAGGUAAACCAAAGUUCAAAUUCUCAGUUAAUGAGGCUAAUGAUACCUACACCGUUGAGACUGAGAGUCUGGUGCCAGCAAACUAUACCUGGUUGGAUUGCUCUGAAUUCAAUGAAAGCUGUGAAACAGACUCUUCCUGGAAAGAGAUCCCAAAUGCAUUUCAAACUGAUUCUGAUGUUUCCUGCAACAAGAUAAUCCAGAGCUCACUGAGCACAGGCCUGGUGGAUGGAGACCGUUUAAAGUUUUGCCUGACAAACACAGUUGACUCCUGGUGCGAAAUUCAUCACAUAAUUUACAGACCAUCUUUAUUCCAGUCCACUAUAGACUUAGAGAGCAACUUAAUGAACACAGAUGAGGUAUCUAGCGUCACCCUGAGCAAAGGUCAGUCUCUGCUGCUUCGCUGCAGAAUGACAUGGAAGAGUCCAUCAUCACCUGUGUGGGAGAAAGGAGGAGAAGUUCUCGAUGCCAACACAUCAUCAUGUAAACCAGAGAAGGAGGAGAUGUGCAUUAAAAAUGGCUCACAUUACAGCAGUCGGAUAGCCUACCUGUCCAUCAGAUCAGUUAGAGAGGAGCACAGCGGCACAUACACCUGCAAGGGUCCAAAUAAAAACCCAAAGUCUGUUUUUGUUCAUGUCUCGGGGGGCCCACCUACUUAUAAAAGCUUGAUGCUGCUGAAAGUAGGCAGUUUGAUUCUGCUUCUGGCCUGGCUGUAGUGCUCGUGUACCUCAUCAAAAAAAGAAAAAAAAAGUUAUACAUAAUCAUUUUGCAAACAAACAAUAAAGAACGCAACCCACCAGUCACUGUGGAACCAGCUUAUAUACUCUCUGUUAUAACACUAUAACCACCAGACUUCCAGCGACUGCCACUAUGCACCGACCAGUGUGGACAUUCCUGAAUGACAAAACAGAAAACGAGACACCAUCACUAACUGACUGCUGAGACAUCUGAGUAAGAUAUGUUGAUUUCUGCUGAGGAUUUUCUGAAACCAUCAGAAACAGUGAGAUCAGCUCUCUACCAUUUUAUGCAUACAAAAUGUUACUCUGUAGUCUUCUCAUAAUAAUUUGGAGUGGAAUCAACAUGCUUUAUAUCUCAUUGAAGUAUAGUUAGCAUUUUAUUCUUAUUGGUGGUAUUGGAUAAAACAUUAUACUAUCGUUCCAGCAUCUGCAUAUUUAACAAAAUGGUUUAAUUAUAUAAAAUUUAAGCAAAUUAUAUUUUAUGAAUGAGCUGAGGUCUGAAU
Archocentrus centrarchus (flier cichlid) is the source of this 2573-nucleotide messenger RNA. Its product is annotated as receptor-type tyrosine-protein kinase FLT3-like. The coding region runs from base 133 to 2049 and encodes 638 amino acids. The transcript is spliced from 17 exons. The record is from RefSeq and is a predicted model, not a curated record. Gene Ontology annotation, cellular component: plasma membrane; axon; neuronal cell body. Gene Ontology annotation, biological process: homophilic cell-cell adhesion; synapse organization. Gene Ontology annotation, molecular function: axon guidance receptor activity. NCBI's taxonomy places the organism in Eukaryota, Metazoa, Chordata, Actinopteri, Cichliformes, Cichlidae.